AAAGAAGAACGUGUGUAUGUAGAUAGUAGACCACCAAUAAGCCUUUUUAAAGAAAGCAAAUUGUAAAAUUUGAUAAUUUCAGAUAGCUGGAAAGAGUGGUGAUUAUGAAUCAGAAGCGAUAAUAUUCGCCACUCUGGACAGUUAAAUCAAUUUGCAGGAAUUUGAACUUGGCUGGGUGCAUAAUCUAAAAAUUGAGUCCAUCACCACAGAGAAGCAGAAGAAGUAGUGCUUAUUUCAAACACAGAGAAGAACAAUUAGUGCUUAUAUUAAAAAGGUUAUUAUUAUUAUUCAAUUUCUCAAUUAAUCUAUUGCUUAUAAAAAAAAGCUGUAAAAAAACUUCUUUAUCACAAUAUGGAUGACGAGGCUGAAACAUAUAAACUAUGGAGGAUUCGAAAAACAGUAAUGCAAUUGUGUCACGAUAGAGGUUAUUUAGUAACUCAAGAUGAAUUGGAUCAAACACUCGAACAAUUUAAGGAACAGUUUGGAGACAAACCUAGCGAAAAGCGACCGUCUAGAAGUGAUUUGAUUGUAUUAGUAGCUCAUAAUGACGACCCCACAGAUCAAUUAUUUGUAUUUUUUCCCGACGAACCUAAGAUUGGAAUAAAAACUAUUAAAACUUAUUGUCAUCGUAUGCAAGAGGAGAAUAUACAUAGAGCUAUUAUUGUUGUUCAAGCUGGUAUGACUCCAUCUGCUAAACAAUCUUUAGUAGACAUGGCUCCCAAAUAUAUAUUGGAACAGUUUUUAGAAUCAGAGUUGUUGAUAAAUAUUACAGAACAUGAAUUGGUACCCGAGCAUGUUGUAAUGACACCUGAAGAGAAACAGGAACUUCUAUUGAGAUAUAAAUUGAAAGAAAACAUGUUGAUGAGAAUCCAAGCUGGUGAUCCUGUGGCAAGGUAUUUUGGUUUAAAGAGAGGACAGGUUGUCAAAAUUAUUAGGCCAUCCGAAACAGCGGGAAGAUAUAUUUCAUAUAGAUUAGUUUGUUAAAUAUGUUUUUUAAGAUCAAUAAACAUAUAAUAACUUUUA
Messenger RNA from Diorhabda sublineata, 1023 nucleotides. RefSeq names its product DNA-directed RNA polymerases I, II, and III subunit RPABC1 (gene Rpb5). The transcript is spliced from 6 exons. Gene Ontology annotation, molecular function: DNA-directed RNA polymerase activity; DNA binding. Bases 352 to 984 code for a protein of 210 amino acids. The record is from RefSeq and is a predicted model, not a curated record. Gene Ontology annotation, cellular component: RNA polymerase II, core complex; RNA polymerase III complex; RNA polymerase I complex. Gene Ontology annotation, biological process: DNA-templated transcription. NCBI's taxonomy places the organism in Eukaryota, Metazoa, Arthropoda, Insecta, Coleoptera, Chrysomelidae.